UAUAUUGUAACAAAUAGAUAGAUAUCGAUAUGAAGAUAAAUCGAGAGUAGGAAGUUUUUAUUGUAACCCUGUAUGGUUUUUUUUUCUCUUCGAAAUAAAGUUGUUGUCGGUUACCACGUGUCUUCAAUUUUUACCUUUACGGAUUUUAUCCGAUUUAAGUUCGGGAUCUUAUCCCAGGCUAUAACAAACUGGCGACGAGUGAGGAAAAACAGAAAGAAUCCAUCAAAAGAAUGUCCACUUCAGUUCUACCGCCUCCGGUCAUGUUUAAUCAUGAAAGCGGAUCAUGGACACUUUUUCUGAAGAGAUUGGGAAACCUUUUUAUUACGUAUAACGUAAGUGAUGAAAACAUAAAAAAAGCUUAUUUGCUGGCGUCAUUAGGUGACAGUACGUAUAAUCUUUUGAUUAGUUUGUGCAUCCCAAGUGAUCCUGAAGAGACGAACGUGACUUUUAAGAAUAUUGCAGAUCUCCUGUCGAACCAUUUUAAACCUGUCCGAGCGAUUCUUUGUUAUAGACAAGAUUUUUAUUCGGCCAGGCAGGAAGAGGACGAAAACGUGACCGUAUUUUCAGCCAGGCUACGAACGUUAGCAAGUUAUUGUGCUUUUGGUCCCGAGUUAGACAACCUCCUACGAGACAUCUUUAUCAUGGGCCUCAGGGAUAGCAAUGUAAAAAACCGCCUAAUGGAAGAAGAUGUGUCCAAACCCGAUUUUGACUUUGCAAAGGCUCUGAAACUGGCUUCAUCAAGAGAAGCAACCACAAAUUACCAGGUAAACCAACCCACUCACACAAUUAAGACAGAAUUAGCAGAAAUACACAAUAUAAGACAGCCAGGAGGAAACAAAAAUAAAACCACUUCCAAGUGUUUUCACUGUGGAUGGAAAAAUCACCAGGCAAAAGACUGCAAAUUCAAGAACGCUACUUGUCAUUCCUGUAGCAAAGUGGGCCAUUUAGCUUCCAUGUGUAAAUGGAAGAUCAAAAGGAAAGUUGUCUCUAAACAUAAAUUUCUGCCAGAGGAAAAAGAAGAUGAAGUUUGUCUAAGUGAUUCACUUUUUUCAAUACAAAUGGAAAACAACAACGAUAAGCCUAAGCCUAUUCAAAUCGAACUAAUGGUGGAAAAUAAAAAACAUGUUUUCGAACUGGAUACAGGUUCAAUUUAUAAUGUGAUUUCUAAGAACUAUUACAUGAACCAUUUUCAGUCAUAUCCAAUUAGAGAAAAUGAUAUUAGAUUGACGGAUUAUGUGGGCCAUCCAAUCAGACCCAUCGGGAAAACAUUGAUACCAGUAAAUUGUCCUAAAUACAAUGGAAAAAUGGAAUUUUACAUUAUAGAUAAAGGAGGACCUCCACUGAUUGGAAGAAAGGGGUUGAAUCUACUAAAUCAAACUGGAGUUAGUCAAAUUUUCUAUAACGAGAUGAAAAUAUGUCCAGAUGCCCCAGAGGACAUUAGGCAGAUAUUAUCAGAAUUUCCCUCUGUGUUUUCCAGAGAAGGAGGCGUUUUCUCAGGUAAAAAAGUCACUUUGAAAGUCAAAGAAAAUGUGAGACCAGUCUUUUUGAGGGCCAGAACUUUACCAAUUGCAUUGAAGGACAAAGUGGAGGAAGAACUGAAACGAUUAGUGAAAGAAGAUAUUUUGGAACCAGUAGACCAUAGCCCAUGGGGAACGCCAAUAGUUCCGGUGCUGAAACCAAAUGGGACCAUUAGAGUCUGCGGAGAUUACCGCUGUACAGUGAAUCCAUUUUUGGAAGAAACGGGUAACUCCCUACCCAGAGUUGAUCACCUGUGCUCUAAUUUUGGAGGAGCUACUUGCUUUUCGAAAAUAAACCUAAGAAAUGCCUAUCAACAAUUGGAAUUAGAUGAAGAAUCAAAACAAAUAACAACAAUUAACACACAUAUGGGGUUGCUGAGAUAUAAAAGACUGUGCUUUGGGAUUUCCACAGCUCCAGCAGUGUUUCAGAGAAUCAUGGAUAAACUAUUGACUGGAAUCAAAGGCGUGGGCACCCUGCUUGAUGAUAUUUGUGUGACUGGUAGGACAAGGCAGGAGCACAAUCAGAAACUAAAAUUGGUAUUAUCAAUAUUAGAAAAAGCGAAUCUAAGAGCAAACCCCACAAAAUGUGUUUUUGCCCAAACAUCGAUUAACUAUUUGGGACAUGUCAUAGAUAAAAAUGGGUUGCACACCACUGAUCAGCAUGUCAAAGCCAUCCGAAAUAGUCCCCGACCAAAAGAUGUAACAACAUUGAAAUCUUUUCUAGGAAUGGUAACUUUUUAUAUCAAAUUUAUACCUAAAGCAGCUGAAAUAUUACAUCCUUUGUACAGCUUACUAAAACAAAAUAACAGAUGGAUCUGGUCAGAGAAAUGUGAACAAGCCUUUAAGAAGAUAAAACAGGUUUUGACCUCUCGCCCAGUACUUACACAUUUCAAUCAAAAGCUUCCAUUGAGAUUGACAGUGGAUGCUUCAGCAAAAGCGGUGGGAGCUGUUUUGUCCCAUGUACUACCUGAAGGGGAACGGCCAAUCGCCUAUGCAUCGCAAGUGCUGAAUUCAGCCCAACAGAAGUAUCCAUCGAUCGAACGAGAGGCUUAUGCCAUUAUUUUUGGAUACACAAAAUUUAAGGACUAUCUGUUCUGUAAAGAAUUUGAGUUGGUGACGGAUCACCGUCCACUGAUGUACAUUUUUGGAGCAAGAAAAAAACUCCCUGUCUAUGCGGCAAAUCGACUUCAACGAUGGGCAUAUCUCAUUUCAAAUUAUAAUUAUAGUAUAAAAUGUGUUAAAUCAAAAGACAACUGUGCAGACUACCUAUCUCGUAUAGACUGGGGUAAACAACCAGCGAUAGAUCCAUUGGAUGAAGUGAACUAUUUUCAUUUUGUGGCAGAAACAGUGCCAUUUAGAUUAGAUUGGAAGAAAAUAAAACAAGGGACAAGAAACGAUCCAGAGUUAUCAAGAGUGGUUGACAGUGUGGUUCAAGGCUAUAGAUUACCAAGAGAAAUAAAGUACGAACCAUUCAUACGUCGAGAUAAAGAACUCACUGUGGAAAAAGGAUGUCUGAUGUGGGGUUACCGUGUGAUCAUCCCCCAGAAAUUUCGAGAAACAGUUCUACGAGAGCUUCAUGCAAAUCAUUUUGGAUCGACAAAGAUGAAGAGUCUAGCUCGCUCAUAUUUCUGGUGGCCUUCAAUGGAUAGCAACAUUGAAAAUAUAUCAAAAGAUUGUGAAGUUUGCUGCAGAUUUAGAGAAAACCCCCCAAAAUCCAUUCUUCAGCCAUGGUCAUGGCCAUCAACAACCUGGACAAGACUUCAUGUUGAUUUUUUAGGACCGAUCAACCGCAACCACUGUUGAUUUCAGAGAACAAAAACCUAAAUGGACUAAAGGAGUAGUUGUAAAAAGAUUAGGCAACCAAACGUUUUUAGUAAAGACUGAAGAAGGAAAGAUUUGGAAACGCCACACAAACCAACUGUGGCCAGGGUCAUCAAGAAAUUAUGAAAAAGAACAACAAGACGUUCAGAAAGAAAGGGUAGAUGAAGAAAGGUGGCCGUCAAGUGCAGAAGAAGAUGUAACCAACAACCCAGAGGAGAAUAGUACCAAACAAGAAACUGAGGAGGCAGAGGAUAAAGAAACAUCAUCAGAGAGGCUACCAGAACUAAUGAUGAAAACACCAAGGUUGCUUCGGCCAAGAGAGAAGUUAAAACCAGCAGUGCGGUAUUCUCCCUCGAGUGAGUGAAAGUGAGUGAAGUGAGGAUAUAAAGAUUACAUUAUAUACAAAAUUGAUUAUUAGGGGG
Messenger RNA from Cimex lectularius (bed bug), 3760 nucleotides. RefSeq lists its product as uncharacterized. The record is from RefSeq and is a predicted model, not a curated record. The coding region runs from base 231 to 3320 and encodes 1029 amino acids. Gene Ontology annotation, molecular function: nucleic acid binding; zinc ion binding. The transcript is spliced from 2 exons. Lineage: Eukaryota; Metazoa; Arthropoda; Insecta; Hemiptera; Cimicidae.